AUGUUCUCUAUAUACACACUGGCUGUCACCUCCAUAUCUUCGGACCAAUGUCAGGCGUCCUUCGGUGACACUAGGGACGCCCUUUUGACGCGUUACCGAGCUGCGUCCCUCCAGGCGCUUGUCGCGGCCGACUUUCUCACAACCAAAGAGUUUGAGGUUCUGCAAGCACUUGUCUUGUUCCUUCUUGCAGACCCGGAAUCAGAAUUGACUUCCACACUGACCGGUGCCGCCAUAAGACUGGGCCAAAAAAUGGGUCUACACCGAGAUGAGAGCGACCCCAAGAUUUCGUUCUUCGAGAGGGAAAUGCGCAUCCGGCUUUGGUGGUGGCUGUGUGGCCUCGACUCCCGAAACCGUGCUGUCUGGCCAUCGGGCCUUAAGAUACCGCUCCCGGAACUGGGCGAGAUUCGCCUUCCGUUGAAUAUUAAUGACGCGGACUUACAUCCCGACAUGGUCGAACCUCCUGUCGAGUACAAUAGACCGACAGAGAUGAUGUGUGUCCUCAUGAAGUACGAAGUUUCCAACUGGCUUCGGUCAUCGCCGACAUCAGCCAAGGUCUUUGACGCUAUGGUUCGAGGCCCUGUGAGAGACAGGCUGUCGUUGGAACUGGAAGAGAAGCUCAUCAAUGAGCUCGAGGACAUCUACCAGGAGAAGUACCUUCGCCAUGCUGACAAACGCAUACCUCUCCAUAAUCUGACGUGCGCCAUGGCAACCCUUGCCCUCGCUCGAAUGCGGUUCAAGGCCCAUCAUCCCCGUGGCCGCGCAGCUGCCGGUGAUGGUGAGGUGUACAUGACCGGCGAGGAAGGCGAACUGCUCUUUGCUUCGGCCGUGACCUGGUUAGAAAUGAUGGAUGUGGCCGCACAUAGCCAGUUUGCCUCGUAUCUGGUCACGCACAUGACGACCAGGUUCCAGAUGGACGCGUACAUCCACAUCAUCAGUGACCUGCGGCAGCGGCUUCAGGGAGAUCGUGUGGUUGUGGCUUGGAAGCUGGUUGAAGAUCUGUACAACGAGCAUCCUGAGCUGAUGCAUGAUGCUGAAAACACUUUCAUUGUUGCUCUGGGUGACCUGACUCUGGAGGCUUGGGAGAUGCACAGGAAGGAGUUAUUACGCCAAGGUAGUCCAAAUCUUGCUGGGGCACCGCAGUUCAUUCAAAGGCUAUGGGACCAAAGGCAGAGCGGAGCGAUGCACAUGCCUACACUCCUAGAUCCCUACGCUUUGGAUGCGCUUGGUAAGGUGGACGACAACGACUUUGAUUGGGAUUGUUGGAAUGAUUUCUUGGGGCUGUGA
This is a messenger RNA of Capronia epimyces CBS 606.96, 1284 nucleotides long. RefSeq lists its product as uncharacterized. Gene Ontology annotation, biological process: DNA-templated transcription. Gene Ontology annotation, molecular function: zinc ion binding; DNA binding. NCBI's taxonomy places the organism in Eukaryota, Fungi, Ascomycota, Eurotiomycetes, Chaetothyriales, Herpotrichiellaceae. The record is from RefSeq and is a predicted model, not a curated record. The transcript has a single exon. The coding region runs from base 1 to 1284 and encodes 427 amino acids.